Cryptococcus deneoformans JEC21 is the source of this 2951-nucleotide messenger RNA. RefSeq lists its product as hypothetical. The transcript is spliced from 15 exons. Bases 54 to 2924 code for a protein of 956 amino acids. NCBI's taxonomy places the organism in Eukaryota, Fungi, Basidiomycota, Tremellomycetes, Tremellales, Cryptococcaceae. The record is from RefSeq and is a predicted model, not a curated record.
CUAUAACCCACGCAUUUCGAUUUCAGCAGCUAGUCAUCCGCAUUCCACCAAUCAUGCCCCUUCCCCCCUCUCUCCCAGGUCUCCCGGACGAUUAUACUCCCCAGUACUUUGGGAACGAUAUAGUUGUUGGACUCGACUCUGAGGGCCAAUACAAAGCUAAAGUCCUUAGGUGCUGGUCAGACGAAGAUGGUAGCAUAAUACCUCCUCCGCCACCAGGCCAAGAAGCCCACCCUCUUGAUCGCCCAUUAAAGCGAGGUGAGGUAGGAAUCAGCCAUUUAUCUACUGGCCAACUUGCCAUUGUCCCCGAGUCUGCUCUCAGACUUUUUCAGCGAGAAUUUCUCAAAGGCGAUAUAGUCAAGAGAUCUUUGACUUCGCAAGAAUCCGCUUUGGUGGUAAAUGUCAAGACUGAAAUCAAGUUACAACAUGCCUUAACCGGAGAAGAACUUGACCAAUGGGUCAAAUAUGAAGAUGUGUCGAAUGCGUUGGAAAUAGAUGCGAGGGAUAGGGUGGUCUAUGGCAACUGGGUUGGAACAGUUGAAGAAGUCUUUGAAAACGGCUUUGUAGAGACAAAGCUUGGUCGAUAUUACCGUAUUGCGGAAAUGGGAGGUCUUUUGGAAGUCGGAAGGAGGGUUGAAGAAGUUCUCCCGAAGAAUCUUUUCGAGCAACUGGCCGCCAUGCCCAAGCCAUUACCAGAUUUUGCCGAACCUCAGACUGAUCGUGUCCUGAAGAUUGAUCCAGUGGUCGUCUAUGUCAUUUGGAAUGCUAUAAACCAAAAGCUGCCUCCCUCCGAGCAAGAAAAGUUCAAAGAACCGGAGCCAUUCUGGUACGGUGAAAAUCUCAAGAAGCUUGCUUUUUUUGAUACCACGCAUUCUCAACCACCAAGUAUAGGAUCAACUGUUGAUUUCGUCAGCGAAGAUGCCAGGAGAAAAUACGGCGCGGAACCCUCACGCCACGCUGAAGGCACCGUGCUGGUUGACACAAUGCGGAUCUUAGCAAGCCGUUCGACUUUAGUGCUUAGGUGGCAAACCGGAAGAGAGACGGAGGAGCCCUCAACUGACUUUGUUCCUUACCACAAUGUGGACGACUACGAGACUUGGCCAGGUGAACAUGUCAUGUGGAGAGGCGAUAAUGGCGAACGACGGCACGCUGUUGUUCAAAAAUUUGACCCUUACCAGCGAGUAGCUGAACUGCUCUUUAUGGAUGACCAAACGAAGGAACUCGUCCCUGUCAUGGAGCUUGACCCCGGAGGCCGCUCUGGUUCAAAUGCCUAUGGUGUGAGCAUUGGUCAAAUGGUCCUGCUUUGUGGAGACAACGGCUCGGUACCCCCUGAAGUCCCUUCAUUCGGUCAGCACGAAACCCCAGUGAAGAACAUGUGGGCAAGACACGAAUUUGUCAAGCUUGGCGAAGAAUAUGUGAGCGGCGAUUUGAAGUUUGGCUGGUACCCUCCCGAGGGGGACAAACAGAGCGUUGAUUGGUGGGGCGAAGUCGUACAGUUGCAUCUUAACGGAGAAGUGACCGUCAAGCUCGCGAACGGGGAUUUGAAGACGGUGGGGAUCAAGAAUCUAGCAAUUUUGAAUGAUCCUGGGAGUGACAUGAUCGAUGAGCUGGGACCGGAGAUGAAUGAAGGGGAGGCUAUGGAUGAGGAUGAAUUUGACGAGUUUGACGAGUGGCAGAACGGGCUGAGGGGAGCGCAUGGAGGUUUCGUGUUUGAUGGAGCGCAGGUACAUGAUUUGCAAGCUAUGUUGUCGCGGUUGAAGGAGUCUCAUCAGCCAGAGGAAAGUGAGAACAGUUGGGAAACGAUGAGUGAAGACGAUAUCCACGAUGUUGACACUGAAGGGGAGGUGAUGGAGGUGGAUGAGAUGGAAGAGGAAGAGGAGGAGCGAGCGAUCGCACAGGCAGAGGCUGCCGGUAGGAGGCAAGAGCAAUCUGGAGUCCCCCUUGUGGAACAACAAUCAUUUCCCCCUGUCAAACCUUUGGCAUCUCAACCCCUUCAAAAAGCUGAGCCCCGGGCUGGACCUUCUACCGCUAUCCCUAGCACUUCCCGAGCCCCAUUGCCGAAAGAAAGUCUAGACGAAGACGAUGAACAAUGGGAACGAUUUGAAAUGCUUGAGCAAGCCCCGAGAGAUCAUCACUUCUACAAUGAGCUAAGCUCUGGUGCGGCGGCAAAGAGUUACCACUCCAGAAUACAAAAGGAACAUCGGGCUUUGCAAUCCUCCUUGCCAGAAAACAUCCUUGUUAGAACAUAUGAAGAUAGAUUAGAUCUCAUGAGGGUCUUGAUUAUUGGACCUGAGGGCACACCUUACACGGAUGCGCCCUUUGUUUUUGACGUCUACCUCAACCCUACAAAGUUCCCCAAUGAACCGCCGAUCGUCCAUUUUCAUUCACACACGAACGGUCAUGGAAGGUGCAACCCCAAUCUGUACGAAGAAGGGAAGGUGUGCUUGUCGAUUUUGGGCACCUGGUCAGGCGACGAGUCAGAGUCUUGGAACCCAUCAAAGUCGUCACUUCUCCAAGUCUUCGUCUCUAUCUCCGGUUUAGUGCUUGUGAGGUGCCCCUACCAUUGUGAACCUGCAUUCGCCAAGCUUGAAGGCACAAGGGAAGGCAAGAUCAACUCCCGACUUUAUUCUGAAAAGGCCUACGUUCUUUCCCGAACUUUUGUCCGCACGGCUCUUGAACGUCCCCCCACCGGACUCGAAUCAGAGAUCCGUUAUUUUUAUCUUACUAGAGGCCGACUGCGUUCGGUCAUAGAUCAUGCUCAGAGAUUGAUAGAGAAAGGCGAGGUCGGGCAGAGUAUCGAGCAGGAAGAGGAAAACGCCGAGAUGUGGAAUGCGGAUGCCAUGGGACGAUUGACGAUGGGGGCGAUAAUCACGUUAAAGAGAACGAUCGGGUCGUUGCAGAAGAUAUGGGAUACGCAGUCUUCAUAAUUACUAUUUGUACAAGUACUGGUUUGG